Molecule: messenger RNA, 411 nt
Organism: Penicillium digitatum Pd1
Lineage: Eukaryota; Fungi; Ascomycota; Eurotiomycetes; Eurotiales; Aspergillaceae
Product: putative short-chain dehydrogenase/reductase
Molecular function (GO): oxidoreductase activity, acting on the CH-OH group of donors, NAD or NADP as acceptor
Source: RefSeq, a predicted model, not a curated record
AUGCCUGGCGGCUUGGGUGGCCUUGGAUCAAGCAUAGGCCAAAAGCUCAGACAGCAAGGUGCCCGUCUCGCCAUUCUCUACGCACCUUUCGAAGCCGCACGUCGCGAUGAGCUUCUCGAAUCGGGGUACGGCGCGAGCGGCAAUCUCGACGACAUUUACACCUAUGAAUGUGACAUUACCUCGCCAGACUCUGUGCAGGCGGCCUUCAACUCUCUAGAGAAGGAAUUAAUUGACCCAUCCUCGUCUUCUCCGUCCAAAAGAGCCUUUCCAAGUCUCCUGAUCAACACAGCCGGAUACGUAUCUCUCAGCGACAUGGAGACUGCACCCCCCGAGGAAACACUGAUGCAUCUGACAGUCAAUCUCUACGGCCUGACGCUCUGCUCCCAAGCCUUUCUCCGACUGCGGCAUUGA